Messenger RNA from Propithecus coquereli (Coquerel's sifaka), 3589 nucleotides. It is a transcript of the gene SRPK2, whose product is annotated as SRSF protein kinase 2. NCBI's taxonomy places the organism in Eukaryota, Metazoa, Chordata, Mammalia, Primates, Indriidae. Bases 256 to 2127 code for a protein of 623 amino acids. Gene Ontology annotation, biological process: regulation of mRNA processing; spliceosomal complex assembly; protein phosphorylation. Gene Ontology annotation, molecular function: ATP binding; protein kinase activity. The record is from RefSeq and is a predicted model, not a curated record. The transcript has 15 exons.
GAGCCUCAGCAGAAAGCUCCUUUAGUUCCUCCUCCUCCACCGCCGCCGCCACCACCACCACCUUUGCCAGAACCCACACCCCCAGAGCCAGAGGAGGAGAUCCUGGGAUCAGAUGAUGAAGAGCAAGAGGACCCUGCGGACUACUGCAAAGGUGGCUAUCAUCCAGUGAAAAUUGGAGACCUCUUCAAUGGCCGGUAUCAUGUUAUUAGAAAGCUUGGAUGGGGGCACUUCUCUACUGUCUGGCUAUGCUGGGAUAUGCAAGGGAAAAGAUUUGUUGCAAUGAAAGUUGUAAAAAGUGCUCAGCAUUAUACAGAGACAGCCUUGGAUGAAAUAAAAUUGCUCAAAUGUGUUCGAGAAAGUGAUCCCAGUGACCCAAACAAAGACAUGGUGGUCCAGCUCAUUGAUGACUUCAAGAUUUCAGGCAUGAAUGGGAUACAUGUGUGCAUGGUCUUCGAAGUGCUUGGCCACCAUCUCCUCAAGUGGAUCAUCAAGUCCAACUAUCAAGGCCUCCCUGUACGUUGUGUGAAGAGUAUCAUUCGACAGGUUCUUCAAGGGUUAGAUUAUCUACACAGUAAGUGCAAAAUUAUUCAUACUGACAUAAAGCCAGAAAACAUCUUGAUGUGUGUGGAUGACGCAUAUGUGAGAAGAAUGGCAGCCGAGGCCACUGAGUGGCAGAAAGCAGGUGCUCCUCCUCCUUCGGGGUCUGCAGUGAGUACGGCUCCACAACAAAAACCUAUAGGAAAAAUAUCUAAGAACAAAAAGAAAAAACUGAAAAAGAAACAGAAGAGGCAGGCCGAGUUAUUGGAAAAACGCCUGCAGGAGAUAGAAGAAUUGGAGCGAGAAGCUGAAAGGAAAAUAAUAGAAGAAAACAUCACCUCAGCUGUACCUUCCAAUGAGCAGGAUGGUGAAUACUGCCCAGAGGUGAAACUAAAAACAGCGGGAUUAGAGGAGACGGCUGAGGCAGAGACUGCGAAGGACAACGACAACGACAACGGUGAGGCUGAAGACCAGGAAGAGAAAGAAGACACUGAGAAAGAAAAUAUUGAGAAAGAUGAAGAUGAUGUUGAACAGGAACUUGCGAACAUAGACCCCCCAUGGAUAGAAUCACCCAAAACCAACGGGCAUAUUGAGAAUGGCCCAUUCUUACUGGAACAACAGCUGGAUGAUGAAGAGGAUGAUGAAGACGACUGCCCAAAUCCCGAGGAAUAUAACCUUGAUGAGCCAAACGCAGAAAGUGAUUACACAUAUAGCAGCUCUUAUGAACAAUUCAAUGGUGAAUUGCCAAAUGGACGACAUAAAAUUCCUGAGUCACAGUUUCCAGAGUUUUCCACUUCAUUGUUCUCUGGGUCCUUAGAACCCGUGGCCUGCGGCUCUGUGCUUUCUGAGGGAUCACCGCUCACUGAGCAAGAGGAAAGCAGUCCAUCCCACGACAGAAGCAGGACGGUGUCAGCCUCCAGUACUGGGGAUUUGCCAAAAACAAAAACCCGGGCGGCCGACUUGUUGGUGAAUCCUCUGGAUCCACGGAACGCAGAUAAAAUUAGAGUAAAAAUUGCUGACCUGGGAAACGCUUGUUGGGUGCAUAAACACUUCACGGAAGACAUCCAGACACGGCAGUAUAGAUCCAUAGAGGUCUUAAUAGGAGCAGGUUACAGCACACCUGCUGACAUCUGGAGUACGGCAUGUAUGGCAUUUGAGCUGGCAACAGGAGAUUAUUUGUUUGAACCGCAUUCUGGGGAAGACUAUUCCAGAGACGAAGACCACAUAGCCCACAUCAUAGAGCUGCUAGGCAGUAUCCCAAGGCACUUUGCUCUAUCUGGAAAAUAUUCUCGGGAAUUCUUCAAUCGCAGAGAUCACAUAGCAUUGAUCAUUGAACUGCUGGGGAAAGUUCCUCGAAAAUACGCUAUGUUGGGGAAAUAUUCCAAGGAGUUUUUCACCAGAAAAGGAGAACUGCGGCACAUUACCAAGCUGAAGCCGUGGAGCCUCUUUGAUGUACUUGUGGAAAAGUACGGCUGGCCCCAUGAAGAUGCUGCACAGUUCACAGAUUUCCUGAUCCCGAUGCUAGAAAUGGUUCCAGAAAAACGAGCCUCCGCUGGCGAAUGCCUUCGGCAUCCUUGGUUGAAUUCGUAGCGUACUCUACCAAUAUAGCAUUCUGAGCUAGCAAAUGUUCCCAGUACAUUGGACCUAAACGGUGACUCUCAUUCUUUAUCAGGAUUACAAGUGAGCUGGCUUCAUCCUCAGACCUUUAUUUUGCUUUGAGGUACUGUUGUUUGACAUUUUGCUUUUUGUGCACUGUGAUCCUGGGGAAGGGUAGUCUUUUGUCUUCAGCUAAGUAGUUUACUGACCAUUUUCUUCUGGAAACAAUAACAUGUCUCUAAGCAUUGUUUCUUGUGUUGUGUGACAUUCGAAUAUCAUUUUUUUUGAACGAAAAAUACUUUCCCAUUUGUGUUUUGGCAGGUUUUGUAACUAUUUAUGAAGAAAUAUUUUAGCUGAGUACUAUAUAAUUUACAAUCUUAAGAAAUUAUCAAGUUGGAACCAGGAAAUAGCAAGGAAAUGUACAAUUUUAUCUUCUGGCAAAGGGACAUCAUUCCUGUAUUAUAGUGUAUGUAAAUGCACCUUGUAAAUGUUAAUUUCCAUUAAAUAUGGGAUGGGGACUCAAAUUUCAGAAAAGCUACCAAGUCUUGAGUGCUUUGUAGCCUAUGUUGCAUGUAGCAGACUUUAACUGCUCCAAGGCGUUGUGCAAACUUUUCAUUCCAUAAUAGUCCUUUUACAUUGGAUUUUAAACAAAGUGGCUCUGGGUUACAAGAUGUCAUUCCCUAUAUGGCACUUUAAAGGAAGAAAAGACAUGCUUUUUAUUCUAAAAUAUGUAUUAUAAUUAAGCAGUCCCAUUCGUAUUUUUGCGUAUUUUUAAAAGUAAUUUUAAAGAAAAAGUGAUUUCCCUUUAAAAAUGUGAUGGCCCAGUACCAUGUGGUGUUGCUUCCUCCAAGCACUGUAAGUUAAACUCUACGUAGAUUAAAUUGGACAAGAGAAACAUGUUCAGUGUGUGGAAUGAAAAACAUUAUAUAUAUUUUUGGGAAAGCAUGAUGGUGUUUGUCUAAAACACAAGGUAUGGUACAUACAGUUUGCAAUGCAGUGGGCAGAAUACUCCUUAGCUCCAAGGUAACAGUGACCACAUUCAUUCCAUGGGCAGCUUUAUGUGUGGCUACGACAGACUUUUUACUAAGCUUUUUCAUUGUCUUUCCAUGAAUUGAAGUUGAGAAAAUGAUUUUCCCUUUGCAGGUUGUACAGUUUUGUUUAUGCAUUUCCUUAAAAUUGUAGAAUCCAGGACACAAACCAUAGUAGGCAAUACAAUUUUAGAAUGUAAUAUAUAGAGGUAUAUUUAGCCUCUUUUAGAAGUCAGUGGAUUGAAUGUCUUUUUAUUUUAAAUUUUACAUUCAUUAAGGUGCCUCGUUUUUGACUUUGUCCAUUAACAUCCAUAUGCCUUUGCAAUAACUAGAUUGUGAAAAGCUAACAAGUGUUGUAACAAUAAUCCAUUGUUUGAGGUGCUUGCAGUUGUCUUAAAAAUUAAAGUGUUUUGGUUUUUUUUUCCAGA